AUGGUGCCAAGUGUGCCCGUGGAAGGGCAGGGCAAUCACACAUCUGGUUUCAUGUUUGUUCUCCUGGGAAUCUCAGAUGACAGAAACCUGCAGCUUAUUCUCUUUCCAGUCUUCUUAGGGACAUAUCUUGUGACCCUCAUUUCAAACCUGACUCUUAUUACCCUCAUCAGGAUGGACUCCCACUUGCAUACACCUAUGUAUUUUUUUCUGAGUGUCCUUUCAUUUAUAGAUGUUUGUUAUUCCACUUCCAUCAAUCCCAGGAUGCUUUCAGAUUUCUUGAGCGAUCAAAAAACAAUUUCCCCAAUGGCCUGUGCGACCCAGUAUUUUGUGGCAUCCUGGAUGGGUCAGGCUGAGGGUUGCCUCUUGGCUGCCAUGGCCUAUGACAGAUACGUGGCCAUUGGUAACCCCCUGCAGUACUCAACCAUCAUGGCGCCUGGGCUCUGUAGGAUGAUGGCUGCUGGGGCUCUUGGAGCUGGUUUCCUCUGUGGCUUAGUUGAGACAAUUCCUGCCUUUAAUCUGUACUACUGUGGGCCCAACUUCAUUCAACAUUUCUUUUGUAAUGUUCCUGAGAUUGUUGUCUUAGCUUGCUCCAGUCCCUUCAUCAGCCAAAUGAUUCUUUUUUUUGUAGCAACAUUUGUUGGGUUUGGUUCUUUACUAAUCAUUCUGCUAUCCUACAGUUACAUUGCAGCUUCCAUCCUGAAAAUAUCCUCCGUCAAAGGUAGUCUCAAGGCCUUCAACACCUGUGCCUCCCACCUGGCAGUUGUCACCCUCUUCUAUGGCACAGCCCUGGCUGUGUAUGGGAAUCCUACUUCUAGCCACUCUGAUAAGCAGAACAAGAUACUGUCAGUGUUCUACGUUCUUAUUAUCCCCAUGUUGAACCCUCUGAUCUAUAGUUUAAGGAACAAGGAUAUCAAGGCUGCAUUAAAGAGGGGGAUAAAAAAGUCAAGACAUUAA
Molecule: messenger RNA, 954 nt
Organism: Sorex araneus (European shrew)
Lineage: Eukaryota; Metazoa; Chordata; Mammalia; Eulipotyphla; Soricidae
Product: olfactory receptor 5A1-like
Exons: 1
Coding region: 1-954 (317 amino acids)
Biological process (GO): sensory perception of smell; G protein-coupled receptor signaling pathway
Cellular component (GO): membrane
Molecular function (GO): olfactory receptor activity; G protein-coupled receptor activity; odorant binding
Source: RefSeq, a predicted model, not a curated record